UUGCUAAUUCAUUCUGCGAGAGGAGAAGGAGAAUGAUAAGAAGCGAAGAGAGAAGAAAGAAAAGAGAGAAGAGAUCUUGUAAAUAACGAAACCCUAGUUUUCAUUCCCCUUUUUUUUGCGAAUUUUCACAUUAAUUCAGUUGCAAACUGCUACUGUUACCUCUGAGGAAUCUCUUGUCAUUGCUUCAAUCGCACAAGAUUAAACGAGUUUUGUCGGGUUGUGAAUUUUUAGAAGGACGCCAAGAUGAUGUCAAGAUCGUAUACAAACCUUUUAGAUUUGGCUUCUGGGAAUUUCCCGGCCAUGGGGCGGGAGUCAAAGGAAAGAAGGCGGAUGCCGAGGGUUAUGAGUGUCCCUGGGAUAGUCUCAGAGCUGGAUGAUGAUCAGGCUGUUAGUGUUUCUUCUGAUAAUCCGUCAACUAUUUCUUCUGAUCGAAUGAUCAUUGUAGCAAACCAGCUGCCUCUGAAAGCAAAGCGGAAAGAGGACAACAAAGGGUGGAGUUUCAGUUGGAAUGAGGAUUCCUUGCUUUUACAGCUUAAGGAUGGUUUACCAGAAGAUAUGGAGAUCCUUUAUGUUGGGUCUUUACGUGUUGACAUUGAUCCAGCUGAACAGGAUGACGUUUCACAGUAUUUGUUGGACAAGUUCAAAUGUGUCCCUACUUUUCUACCCCCUGAUGUGUUGGAUAAAUUCUAUGAUGGCUUCUGUAAGAGGCAGUUAUGGCCACUUUUCCAUUACAUGUUACCAUUUUCUACAGAUAAAAGCCAUCGUUUUGAUCGUACUUUGUGGGAAGCCUAUGUUCUGGCAAAUAAGCUUUUUUUUCAAAAGGUAGUUGAAAUAAUCAAUCCAGAAGAUGAUUAUAUUUGGAUUCAUGAUUAUCACUUGAUGGUGCUGCCGACUUUUAUUAGAAGGCGUUUUAACCGGGCUAAGAUUGGAUUUUUCCUACAUAGCCCCUUUCCUUCAUCAGAGAUAUAUAGGACUCUUCCUGUCAGGGAAGAGAUACUGAAAGCUUUACUGAACUCUGAUAUCAUUGGAUUCCAUACCUUUGACUAUGCUCGCCAUUUCCUUUCCUGUUGCAGUCGUAUGUUGGGUUUGGAGUAUCAGUCAAAGAGGGGUUAUCUAGGAUUGGAAUAUUAUGGAAGGACUAUCAGUAUUAAGAUUAUGCCUGUCGGGAUUCACAUGGGUCGGAUUGAAUCAGUUAUGAGAAUGGCAGAUGAGGAGUGUAAGGUAAGGGAGCUUAGACAUAAAUUCGCAGGAAAAACCAUCUUGCUUGGUGUUGACGAUAUGGACAUUUUUAAAGGCAUAAAUUUGAAGAUUUUGGCUAUGGAGCAGAUGCUCAGACAACACCCCAAAUGGCAGGGAAGAGCUGUUCUGGUCCAGAUAGUUAAUCCUCCAAGGGGUAGAGGGAUACACCUAGAGGAGAUACACACUGAAAUACAAGAAAGCUGCAGCAGGAUCAACAGAGUGUUUGGGCGACCUGGUUAUGAACCUAUUGUUUUUAUUGAUAGGUCGGUUCCAAUUGCUGAAAAAGUUGCCUACUACAGCAUUGCUGAGUGUGUUAUUGUCACAGCAGUAAGGGAUGGGAUGAACCUAACUCCUUAUGAAUAUAUUGCUUGUAGACAGGGAUUAUCUAGUUCUGAAUCAAGUUCCAAUGUCUACGACGCAAAGAAGAGCAUGCUGGUAAUAUCAGAAUUUAUUGGGUGUUCUCCGUCACUUAGUGGGGCUAUCCGUGUCAAUCCAUGGAAUGUUGAAGCAACUUCCGAGGCAAUGAAUGAGGCCAUCUCAAUGGGUGAUGCAGAAAAACAGUUACGGCAUGAAAAACAUUACCGAUAUGUAAGCACUCAUGAUGUGGCAUACUGGUCACGUAGUUUCUUGCAAGACAUGGAGAGGGCUUGCACAGACCUUCUUAAGAAAAGAUGUUGGGGAAUAGGUCUUAGUUUUGGAUUUAGAGUUGUGGCACUUGACCCUAAUUUUAAAAAGCUCUCAAUUGAUUCUAUGGUUUCAGCUUACAAGAGAGCAACAAGCAGGGCCAUUUUGUUGGACUAUGAUGGUACUGUGAUGCCACAGAACUCCAUUAAUAAGAGUCCAAGCACGGAAGUCAUCUCUAUUUUAGAAUCACUUUGUGCAGACCCCAAAAAUGUAGUUUUCAUUGUUAGUGGACGGGGAAGGGAUAGCUUAAGCGACUGGUUUAUCCCCUGCAAAAAACUUGGAAUUGCUGCAGAACAUGGGUACUUCUUGAGAUGGUCCGAGAGUGAAGAAUGGGAAAUUUUAGGUAAGUGCACUGAAUUUGGAUGGAUGCAGAUUGCGCAACCUGUAAUGAAACUAUAUACAGAGGCAACCGAUGGUUCCAGCAUUGAACGGAAGGAAAGUGCUUUGGUCUGGCAAUACCGGGAUGCAGACCUUGGUUUUGGAUCUGCUCAGGCUAAGGAAAUGUUAGAUCAUCUAGAAAGUGUUUUGGCCAAUGAGCCUGUUGCUGUGAAGAGUGGCCAGUUUAUUGUUGAAGUGAAGCCUCAGGAUGUGAGCAAAGGCUUAGUUGCUGAAAAGAUAUUCUCAUCAAUGGCUGGGAAUGGCAAACCAGCUGACUUUGUGCUUUGUGUUGGUGAUGACAGAUCAGAUGAGGACAUGUUUGAAAUAGUUAGGAGUGCAAUCUCAAGAAAUAUUCUUUCCCCCAAUGCUUCUGUAUUUGCUUGCACGGUUGGACAAAAACCAAGCAAAGCAAAGUAUUAUCUGGAUGAUACCUUUGAAGUAAUAAACAUGCUAGAAUCUUUGGCGGAAGAAUCAGAUUCUUCUCCUUACAUAGAAGAAACUGGGGAUUCCUCUUGAAGGCAAGUGUGACUAAGGUUUCUCCUGACUUAGAUGGUAUUUUUUUAUUUAUUGCAAUGUAAUAUUCUUUGUGACUUUGGGGCGUUUGCAGAGUAUAUUUCAUAAAGUUUUCCUUGUUUUUUCUUAUUCCUUUCCUCAAUUAUAUAUAACACAUAAGUUUGGGAAAA
This is a messenger RNA of Lotus japonicus, 2984 nucleotides long. Its product is annotated as probable alpha,alpha-trehalose-phosphate synthase [UDP-forming] 7. Lineage: Eukaryota; Viridiplantae; Streptophyta; Magnoliopsida; Fabales; Fabaceae. The transcript is spliced from 4 exons. Gene Ontology annotation, molecular function: catalytic activity. The coding region runs from base 244 to 2817 and encodes 857 amino acids. The record is from RefSeq and is a predicted model, not a curated record. Gene Ontology annotation, biological process: trehalose biosynthetic process. Gene Ontology annotation, cellular component: cytosol.